Tilletiaria anomala UBC 951 is the source of this 1043-nucleotide messenger RNA. Its product is annotated as P-loop containing nucleoside triphosphate hydrolase protein. Gene Ontology annotation, cellular component: cytoplasm. The record is from RefSeq and is a predicted model, not a curated record. Lineage: Eukaryota; Fungi; Basidiomycota; Exobasidiomycetes; Georgefischeriales; Tilletiariaceae. The coding region runs from base 75 to 1013 and encodes 312 amino acids. The transcript is spliced from 4 exons.
CACUCCCUUUCGAGUUACCGGGACAGCGGCCGGCUGCGAUCCACGGUGCAGGGCCUAAGCGGAGCGCAGGCACGAUGGAGCCACCGACGGCAACAGAAACGGCAACGGCAAGUACACCGCGCCUCCUGCUGCUUGGCGUUGGCGGCGCGACGUGCUCAGGAAAGACGACGCUGGCCAAGCACCUGAGCAAGGCUGCUUCGAAAGACGUGAUGAUCGUGCAUCAGGACGACUUCGCGCCUAAGGAGGAAGACUUACCGUGGAACGAUGCGAUCAACGCACGCGAUUGGGACACUCCGUACGGCUCGAUCGACUACGCGCGCAUGUCCGCCGUCCUUUCCCACUUGCGCCAAGCGGGCACGCUGCCGGAAUCACACAGCUCGCACGACCACCUGAACAUCCUGCCCGACGUUCCGCUGUCCGAUAGCUUCCGCGCAGAGUGGCAAGCGCGCUUCCGACGCGCACUGCUGCCUACGUGCUCAUCAUGCGAAACCCCAGCGCGACCCGCAUCGGCUCCGACGCCCGCAGCGCAGUCUCAGCAGUUGCGGAUCUGCAUUGUCGAUGGCUUCCUGCUAUACUUUGACCCGUCCGUACGGCGGCAGCUCGACGUGCGCUUCUUCCUGCGCGCGCGCAGGGCGACGCUCCAGCGGCGGCGCACGGAGCGCAGCGGCUACAAUACCGCCGAGGGCACGCUGUGGCAGGACCCGCCUGGCUAUUUUGACAAAGCCGUCUGGCCUGCGUACGUCGAAGCGCACCGACAUCUCUUUGCGGGCGGCGACGUCGAGCACGGCGCUCCUGCCGCUACUGCUUUGGAGGAGGGGCAAUGCGAAGGGCAAGAUGACGGCCAGCCUGGCGGCACCUUCCCCGGGCUCGUCGUGCUCGAUGGUGGUGACAAGCGUGAGGAUAACGCAGAUGGAGGCAAGUCGAUGCGCACCAUGGUGAUGGUCGCGUGCGAGCACGUCGAGCGGGAGCUGUUCGCUAGAGCUAGACCUCCGCACGCAUCUCCCCCGGCGUGAGGAGGGUCUGUUCCUGGAACUUAUUUGUAC